AUGGGUGUGAACUGGAGCAAUCGGAUCGAGGCCGUGAGUCCUUCACGUACAGGAUUUAUUUCUAGAAGUGUCAGCAGGGAUGGCUGUGACACGAGCUCAAACAGCAGGAACCCAUCAUCCUCCAUGCCCAUAACCCCUCGGAGUGAGGGCGAGAUCUUACAGUCUUCCAAUUUGAAGAGCUUCAGCUACAGUGAACUUAAAACAGCCACAAGAAAUUUUCGCCCGGACAGUAUCUUAGGAGAGGGCGGGUUUGGUUUAGUUUUUAAGGGGCGGAUUGAUGAGCACUCCCUUGCUGCUACCAAGCCAGGGACUGGCAUAGUUAUUGCUGUGAAGAGACUGAACCAAGAUGGUUUACAGGGUCACAAGGAAUGGCUGGCUGAAAUCAACUACCUUGGUCAACUGCGUCAUCCUAAUCUUGUCGAACUGAUAGGAUACUGCUUGGAAGAUGAGCAUCGACUUCUAGCUUAUGAAUUUAUGUCUGGGAGCAGUGUGGAGAAUCAUCUUUUCAGAAGAGGAUCUCAUUUGCCGCCACUGUCCUGGUCUUUGCGAAUGAAAAUAGCUCUUGGGGCUGCCAAGGGUCUUGCAUUUCUCCAUGGCACAGAACCUAAAGUCAUAUACCGUGACUUCAAGACUUCUAAUAUUCUUCUUGAUAAAGAUUAUAAUGCCAAACUUUCUGACUUUGGGUUGGCCAGAGAUGGGCCAACAGGUGACAAGAGUCACGUCACAACUAGAGUCAUGGGUACUUAUGGAUAUGCAGCGCCAGAAUAUCUUGAAACAGGUCACCUUACUGCCAAGUGUGAUGUAUAUGGUUUUGGUGUAGUUCUCCUGGAAAUGUUAUCCGGAAGACGGGCCAUAGACAACAACCUGCCAUCCGGAGAGCGUGAACUUGUGAAGUGGGCAAGACCUCAUCUAUAUAAUAAACGACGGUGUUUUCGUGUCAUCGAUGCCCGUCUUGAAGGUCAGUACUCGCCGAGGGGAGCUAAAAGAGCAGUAACCCUUGCAGGUCAGUGUCUUCUUGCGCAACCUAAAUUCAGGCCAGACAUGGACGAGGUAGUAAGGGCAUUGGAGCAGCUUCAGGAUUCAGAGGACAUGGCAAAAAGUGCUAAUGAGGAAGAAAGUGCAUCAGAAGGAAACCAACUGGAGGCUCAUGUUGAUGGUACUAGAGCUGCACCUCCCCGUCUUGUUCUGGACACCACUGCCACAAAUGGUGCUUCCAUAAACCCAGAAUAUGAAGAAUGGUUCUCUGUUCAUCGGAUGCUUGCUUUAGGCCAGCUCAGACUGAAAAAUAAGCCUGUAACAAGCCACAAACCAGGUUCAGGCAAUAAGCUCCAAAAGACCUGUUUCCACCCCUACAUGUCACAAGUUAGAGCUCAGCUGGUACAUUGCAAGAAUGCAAGGGAUCUCUGGAUUGGUGCUAGAGAGCUAACCUAUCAGCUAAUCUUAGCAGGUGCCCCUGUUCCCACUGAAGAACUCAUUAUGUACACUCUGAAUGGUCUUGACUCGAAGUACAAUGCCACUGUUAUGAAGCGGAUUGAUCAACCCAAUCUCACUUGGGUUGGGGCACAAUCGGCCUUGUUGGCAUUUGAAAGUCGCUUGGAGCAAUUGAAUCAUUUCUCCUCCUUAACUACUCAUCCUUCGGCCAACUUUGCUCAAAAAGAUUCUGCUUCUGCUCAAAACACUCGUUUUUCUAAACCACCUCGUCGCCAAUAUGACUCUGACCGCAGGAAUGAUUGUUCCUUUCAAUCUCCGUCUGUCUCUUAUCCCAGACCAUCUGCUUCUCCCCUUUUUGUUUAA
Neltuma alba is the source of this 1794-nucleotide messenger RNA. RefSeq names its product receptor-like cytoplasmic kinase 176. Gene Ontology annotation, biological process: protein phosphorylation. The transcript is spliced from 11 exons. The record is from RefSeq and is a predicted model, not a curated record. Gene Ontology annotation, molecular function: ATP binding; protein kinase activity. NCBI's taxonomy places the organism in Eukaryota, Viridiplantae, Streptophyta, Magnoliopsida, Fabales, Fabaceae. Bases 1 to 1794 code for a protein of 597 amino acids.